Rattus norvegicus (Norway rat) is the source of this 1047-nucleotide messenger RNA. It is a transcript of the gene Gpr142, whose product is annotated as G protein-coupled receptor 142. The transcript is spliced from 3 exons. The record is from RefSeq and is marked validated. NCBI's taxonomy places the organism in Eukaryota, Metazoa, Chordata, Mammalia, Rodentia, Muridae. Gene Ontology annotation, cellular component: plasma membrane; membrane. The coding region runs from base 1 to 1047 and encodes 348 amino acids. Gene Ontology annotation, biological process: signal transduction; phospholipase C-activating G protein-coupled receptor signaling pathway; G protein-coupled receptor signaling pathway. Gene Ontology annotation, molecular function: G protein-coupled receptor activity.
AUGGGACUUGAGGGACCAGAGACAGCUGCGCAGCCACAAGUGACCCUGCUGCCUACCAUCAAUGGGAGUAACCCACAAUACGACAGUGUGGACGGCCACUGGCCAGAGACCCCAGAGAAGUCGCCCUGCGUGGCUGGUAUCAUACCUGUCAUCUACUACAGUGUCCUACUGAGCCUGGGGCUGCCUGUCAACGUCCUGACUACAGUGGUCCUGGCCCGCCUUGCUGUCAGGACCAAGAAACCCUCCUACCAUUAUCUCCUGGCACUCACAGCCUCAGAUAUCGUCACACAAGUGGUCAUCGUCUUCAUAGGCUUCCUCCUGCAGGGAGCCGUGCUGGCCCGCCAGGUGCCUCAGGCCGUGGUGCGCACGGCUAACAUCCUGGAGUUUGCUGCCAAUCACGCCUCAGUCUGGAUUGCAGUCUUGUUCACGGUGGACCGCUACAACGCCCUGUGCCGCCCCUUGCGCCAUCGGGCCACCUCGUCCCCAGGCCGGACCCACCGCGCUAUUGCCGCUGUCCUUAGCGUUACCCUACUGACCGGCAUCCCAUUCUACUGGUGGCUGGAUGUGUGGAGGGAUGCAGACCCUCCUAGCACUAUGGACAAACUCCUCAAGUGGGCUCACUGUCUCAUCGUCUACUUCAUUCCCUGCAAUGUUUUCCUGGUCACCAACUCUGCCAUCAUCCUUCGGCUACGGAAGAGGGGCCAGAGAGGGCUGCAGCCAUGGAUGAGCAAGAGCACAGCCAUCCUCCUGGGUGUCACUUCUCUCUUCGCUCUCCUCUGGGCACCGCGCAUUUCUGUCAUGCUGUACCAUCUGUAUGUGGCUCCUGUUCACCGGGACUGGAGGGUCCACCUCGCCUUGGACAUAGCCAACAUGUUGGCCAUGCUCAACACGGCGGUCAACUUUGGCCUCUACUGCUUCAUCAGCAAGACUUUCAGAGCCACAGUCCGACAGGUCAUCCAGGAUGUCCACAUGUCUUGUGCUUUAAAGUCACAGCCAAAGGGAACGGUGACAGAACUUGUGCUGAAGUCUGUAGGGGCAGAGUUAUAG